This is a messenger RNA of Lineus longissimus, 1932 nucleotides long. RefSeq names its product phosphotriesterase-related protein-like. The transcript is spliced from 8 exons. Gene Ontology annotation, molecular function: zinc ion binding; hydrolase activity, acting on ester bonds. The record is from RefSeq and is a predicted model, not a curated record. NCBI's taxonomy places the organism in Eukaryota, Metazoa, Nemertea, Pilidiophora, Heteronemertea, Lineidae. Gene Ontology annotation, biological process: catabolic process. The coding region runs from base 108 to 1163 and encodes 351 amino acids.
CGAACACAUUUAGCGGUCACCAAUAUCAAGUAUAUUUUUCUGUAGGACAUUUUCCUGCCAUUUUCCCAAAUAUCUCGCUAUAUCCUUGAUUUUUAUCGAAACAAAAGAUGUCAUCUGGAAGAAUUCAAACCGUCUUGGGAACAAUCUCUCCCAAAGAUGCGGGAAUCACCUUGACCCAUGAACACGUCUGCAUGCAGUUUUAUUGUGCCCUCACACCUGCUCCUCCUCACAUGAAGGACAAAGCCAGUGGUGAUCUUUCGUUCAAGAUGGGCAACCUUGGCUUGAUUCGUCAGUACCCAUACGCCAACCUGGAAAAUCUCAAGUUAUUUGAAGAGAAAGAAGCUGUUCUCAGCGAGAUGAAGUAUUUCAAGGAAAAUGGUGGCGCCACCAUUGUUGAGAAUACUACAAUCGGUAUCGACCGUGACAUGAAGUUUAUGCAGGAGCUCUCAAGGAAAACGGGAGUUAAUAUUGUCUCCGGGACAGGCUAUUACGUUGGAGCUUCACAGCAGGCUAGUGUUGCAUCGAUGACGAUAGAACAGAUGAGCGAAGUGAUGAUGUCUGAUCUGACUCAGGGAGCUGAUGGGACAGAUAUCAAAUGUGGUGUCAUUGGAGAAAUCGGAUGCACCUGGCCUCUUGAAGCCUCGGAGAUCAAAUGUCUACAAGGUGCUGCUGCCAUCCAGGAAGCGAUUGGAUGCCCAGUUAUCAUACAUCCUGGCAGAAACCCCAAAGCACCGUUUGAAAUUUUGAGAAUUGUCCAAGAAGCUGGCGGAGAUGUGUCCAAGACAGUCAUGUCACAUCUAGACCGUUCCAUCCAUGACUACGGGGAGUUGGAAGAAUUUGCAAAGAUGGGAAGUUACUGCGAGUAUGACCUGUUUGGAUUGGAAGCGUCGCAUUACCAGAAAAACUUGGCCAUUGACAUGCCAAGUGAUGCAGAGAGAAUCAAUCGUAUCAAGCAUCUCAUCAAACAGGGGUAUGAAGACAAGAUUGUGAUAGCUCAUGAUAUUCAUACCAAACAUAGGCUGAUGAAAUUCGGCGGCCAUGGGUAUUCGCACAUCCUGGAGAGCAUAGUUCCAAAGAUGCUCGCUAGGGGGUACACACAGCAACAGGUGGACAAGAUACUCAUACAUAACCCUCGCGAGUGGUUAACGUACAACUGCUCCUAGGGAAAUCGUGACAUGGGCAAAGUGCAUCCAGUUAGCCGUUCUCAAAAGUAGCGCUGCAAGCAUUUGAGCGACUCAUCCAGCAGGGAAUUUUUUAAAAGAGGUCUUCACCAAGCUCUUAAAUACUAAUUCUGACCAAAUUUUUUAUAUUCUCCAAUACCAAUGAAGAGAAACUAAAAGAAUUUACAAUUAACCAAUAAUGUUCUAUUGUCUUCGUUUUACAUCUUUUUUAUGAAACAGGUGCUGAUAUGCCUCGAGAUUGUUCAAAAGGUGAAUUUAUGGGACUGCAAGGGCUUGCCCUUGCAGUAGGUGAUGGUGCUUAUAUUUUUAGACUGUAGGAUUGGGGUGUUCUUCAUAAUUAAUUGUAUUUUCAUCGUUUCUUCAUCUUCUUCUCUCUUCAUUUAAAAAUUAGAAAUUGAACUUGAAUUUGAAAAGAGUUUGGAAACCUCGGGGUAACCGCAGUAGUUUGGGUAUUUGUGAUAGCACUGUUGUUGAUUAUAAUUAGUCUAGAAUCGAAAUAGUUUUAAAGAUUUAUACAUUUAUACAUUUAUUGUAUUACAUGUAUUUUGUGAAAUACAAUAGUUUUGUAUUCUUGGAUUCCGAACAUUUAUUAGAGCAGAGGACUUUAUUCAAAUGAUUGAUUCAAAUGCAGCAGUUCUCAUAAUAUUCGAUUACUCAGGUUAUAUUGUUGUGUUGAUUAUAUCCAUGUGACGCAUAAUUAACUACAAAUUUAUUAUAAAAUUAUUGUAGAAUAAAAUUUAUAACUUUAAAA